UCCGAAUGGCCCCGGCGCGGAGCCGGUAACGGGAGUGUGUCGGCCAGAGAGCCAUGCCCAGUGCGAGCUCGGCAAGGGCGGUUGCCGAGUGAGAGCGGACGCGCGUGUCAGCCGCGGCAGGGACAGCGGGGCGCUGCUAGCGAUGCGGCCUUCGCCUGGCUCGCGACCCCGUCGGGCCCCGUGGAGGUGGCUCUGCGCCGCCGCCAAUCCGCUGGUCCUUCUGUUCCUCGUGCUGCCGCCGCCGCCGACUGUGGGCUCCCCUCAGGAGCGGCUCCGGCAGGCAUGCAAUACUUGCCGUGGCAUCACCGAGCGAUUCAGUAAGGGUCUAACAGAUACUGCAAAAAAGAAUUUUGGAGGUGGCAACACAGCUUGGGAGGAAAAAACACUCUCAAAAUAUGAGUCCAGUGAAAUUCGCCUAGUAGAGAUAAUAGAGAACCUGUGUGACAGUAGCAACUUUGAAUGCAACAACAUGGUUGAAGAACAUGAAGAGCGUAUAGAAACUUGGUGGUUCAAAUGGAAGAAGAAAUAUCCUGAUUUGUUUAAGUGGUUUUGUAUAGAAACUAUUGAAGUUUGCUGUCCUCCUGGAACACAUGGACCAGAUUGUCUGGCUUGCCGUGGGGGAUCGGAAAGGCCUUGCCAUGGUAAUGGCCAUUGUGAUGGAGAUGGCACCAGGGGUGGUGACGGAUCAUGCAGCUGUAAAAAAGAGUACAAAGGAGAAUUUUGCUUGGACUGCUCUGAUGGCUACUAUAGCUCCCACAGAAACGAUACACAUUCUGUCUGUACAGCUUGUCACGAUUCCUGUAAAACAUGCACCGGUGCAACUAAUACAGAUUGUAAGGAUUGUAAAGAAGGUUGGACCAAAAAUGAAGAAGCCUGUGUGGAUGUGGAUGAGUGUGCUGUAGAAGACUCUCCAUGCCGUUCUGACCAAUAUUGUUUAAACACAGAAGGCUCUUUUUCAUGCAAAGCAUGUGAUCGUAGCUGUUUGGGAUGCACAGGAGAAGGCUCCAGCAAAUGUAAAAGCUGCACAUCUGGCUAUGAAAUGAAAGAUGGAACAUGCACAGAUGUGGAUGAGUGUUCGCUGUCAGAAAAAGUGUGUGUAAGAGAAAAUGAAGACUGUCUUAAUACUCCUGGUAGUUACAGAUGUGCCUGCUCAGAGGGCUUUCAAGACCAGGAUGGAGUCUGUGUUCCCACACCCAAAGCAGAAGAAGAAACUCUAACAAAUUCAUCUUCGCCUGAUGUCCAUGAGGACUUAUGAUCUACAUUCCAAGAAAAGAGAUGUGGAUAUCUAACCCUUAAGUUAUUGGACUGAAGAGCCACUACAAGGGCAAGUUGCCAGUAUGACUCCCCUCAGGAAAAAGGAUGAUGGAUCGCCCUUAAAACUGCAUUCCUUUAUUAAAUAUAAACAGUUGCUACUUUUUUAUACUGCCAUUAAACUAUCUUAGUAGAACUGAUUGGAGACAGAAAAAUUACACCUUUUCAGUGGAUUUGAUUAAAUCCAACGAUGUAUUGCCCUCUCUAGCAUUAAUUAUACCUUGUGGAACAAUGAAAAAGGAAAAUGCAUUGGCAAACUAAAUGCCUUUAGAUGGAGAUGGCUUUUCAUUGACUAGAACAUAUCUUUUUGAUGCUGGCAAAAGGAGGAUUUGGUGUUGUUUUUUAAGUGUAAAUGAAAACUGAAUGCCAGGUAUGGCAUUCAAUAAAGAUUUAUUUUGGCUGCUUUGUA
Molecule: messenger RNA, 1720 nt
Organism: Varanus komodoensis (Komodo dragon)
Lineage: Eukaryota; Metazoa; Chordata; Lepidosauria; Squamata; Varanidae
Gene: CRELD2
Product: cysteine rich with EGF like domains 2
Exons: 10
Coding region: 143-1255 (370 amino acids)
Molecular function (GO): calcium ion binding
Source: RefSeq, a predicted model, not a curated record